AUGGCUCUUGAAUCCUCUCUCGCUGCUCUCUCGUUGUUAGAGCCAAUUCCUGCUGAUGCGCAGUUGACCAAAUCACUUGUCUUCAAAGAUAAGAAAGGUAAUUCUGUUGUCUUGUUGGCAUUGUCUUCCACUAAAACAGACUCCAAAAUCAUCUCCAAGGCUGUCAAAUUAAAGGAUGUUCGUUUGGCCAACGAGGACUUUGUCUCCAAAUCUUUUAACAUUUCAACAAAAGAAUUUUCAAUCGCCAAUUUGGCCUCAAUUGAAGCUGCAACUAAAGAAAAGCUUAAAAUUGUCAUUGAUUCCAACCUAUCUAACUUGGACGAUGCUUCUUCCUUAAUUGUUCAGAACCAAUCUACCAAAUUGUUUAUUUCAAAAUCGGAUUACAUCGGUUAUAUCACCCAGUUGAAUUUAGACUCAAUUGUCGUUGAUUUCAAUGCUCCCAAGCCUCAGCAAGCUAAAGCUCAAGCUGCUAAAUUAGAAGACGCCAAAUUGAUCGGUAUAACUAUUGAUAAACACUUGGACUUUCCAGGUUGGUAUUCCCAAGUCUUGACAAAGGGUGAAAUGCUAGAAUAUUAUGAUGUCUCGGGUUGUUAUAUCAUGAGACCUGCUUCCUAUUCCAUUUGGGAAACUAUUCAAGAUUACUUUAAUGUUAGAAUUAAAAAAUUGGGUGUUAAGAAUACUUAUUUUCCAAUGUUUGUUUCUUCAAGAGUCUUGGAAAAGGAAAAAGAUCAUAUUGAAGGUUUUGCCCCCGAAGUUGCCUGGGUGACCAGAGCUGGUUCAUCCGAACUAGAAGAGCCAAUUGCUAUCAGACCAACUUCAGAGACUGUCAUGUAUCCUUAUUAUGCCAAAUGGAUCAGAUCUUAUAGAGAUUUGCCACUAAAACUAAAUCAAUGGAAUUCUGUUGUUAGAUGGGAAUUCAAACAUCCUCAACCCUUUUUAAGAACGAGAGAGUUUUUAUGGCAAGAAGGUCAUACUGCUCAUUUAACAUUUGAUAGCGCAAAUGAAGAAGUUUUAACUAUUUUAGACUAUUAUGCAGGUAUUUAUGAAGAAUUAUUAGCUGUUCCUGUUAUUAAAGGUAAAAAAACUGAAAAGGAAAAAUUUGCCGGUGGUCUAUUUACGACCACUUGUGAAAGUUUUAUUCCUGCAACUGGUAGAGGUAUACAAGGUGCCACUUCUCAUUGUCUUGGCCAGAAUUUCUCUAAAAUGUUUGGAAUUCAAGUUGAAGACCCUUCAGGUUCUGAUAAGCCAAAAUUAUAUGUCUGGCAAAAUUCUUGGGGUCUUUCAACCAGAGUUAUCGGUGUCAUGGUCAUGAUCCAUUCCGAUAAUAAAGGUUUGGUCUUACCUCCAAGAGUAGCUUCAACCCAAGUUGUUAUUAUCCCAGUGGGUAUAACUUCAAAGACCACCAAAGAAGAAGAAAAUGCAAUUUUGGAUGGUGCUAAAAAAAUUGAAUCCGAAUUAUUAAAAGCUGGUAUUUUAGCUACUGGUGAUUACCGUGAUAACUAUUCGCCUGGUUGGAAAUUCUCGAAUUGGGAAUUAAAGGGUGUUCCAAUAAGAUUAGAAUUCGGUCCAAAAGAUCUUAAAAAAAAUUCUGUCGUUGCAGUUAGAAGAGAUACUUCAGCUAAAUCCUUCAUCAAUAUUGAUGAUUUAGAAACCAAAAUUCCAGAUCUUUUAAACACAAUUCAACAAGAUUUAUAUGACAGAGCUAAAGCUAAAUUCGAUUCUCACAGAAUUAUUUGCGACAAAUGGGAUGAUUUCAUUAAAGCCUUAGAGAGUCAAAAUCUUAUCUUAGCACCAUGGUGCGGUGUUAUGGAAUGUGAAGAAGAUAUCAAAGAUUCUUCUGCUAGAAAAUCUGAAGAAGAUGAAGGUGUUGAACAUGAUGACAAGGCUCCAAGUAUGGGUGCCAAAUCUCUUUGUAUUCCAUUUGAUCAACCUGAAUUAAAAGAAGGUCAAAAAUGUGUUAGAUGUGGCAAAUUGGCUGUUAAUUAUACCAUGUUUGGUCGUAGUUAUUAA
Molecule: messenger RNA, 2010 nt
Organism: Ascoidea rubescens DSM 1968
Lineage: Eukaryota; Fungi; Ascomycota; Saccharomycetes; Ascoideales; Ascoideaceae
Product: proline--tRNA ligase
Exons: 1
Coding region: 1-2010 (669 amino acids)
Biological process (GO): prolyl-tRNA aminoacylation
Cellular component (GO): aminoacyl-tRNA synthetase multienzyme complex; cytoplasm
Molecular function (GO): ATP binding; proline-tRNA ligase activity; aminoacyl-tRNA deacylase activity
Source: RefSeq, a predicted model, not a curated record